Molecule: messenger RNA, 2148 nt
Organism: Prorocentrum cordatum
Lineage: Eukaryota; Dinophyceae; Prorocentrales; Prorocentraceae
Source: the annotation of a GenBank genome assembly
AUGCCUGCGAUGGGCACGGCUCCUGCCGCUGGCAACUCUCGCCCUCGCUCUUCUGGCUCUGCUGACGCUCGUGCUGCGCGCAGGAGUCGCAGCCAAAGUCGGGGACGCAGUGGCACACAGCAACUCGAAUAUCAAGCAGAAGUGGCCGCUGCCCUCGGAGAUGUGGGUACAGCGGCUCCAUCUACGCCAGAGGUAGUCCGACGAGCGCCCGCUAUUCAUUUGCCGUUGCUGGACGCUCGCGUGGCCAACAUAAAGGCCAUGGGCCUUGGCUCGCGCGGGGCGUCCGUCAAGUGGAGCGACGUGUCCGAGCAGUAUGAAUGCGUGCUGCAGCGUGCUGCUGACUACGCUGGCAAGGUAGACACCGUGUUUUCGAGCGCCCCGACGCGCUUCGCGUCGCCGCCGCCCAUCUUGGACGCGCCGACAGCGAAGUGCUGCGAUAUCAGCGGCCGCCCGGAGGGCCUCGGCAUCGCUGCGCUGGAGUGGGCCAAGCCCUUCAACCUCAAGAUAUUGAGCGCAGUCAGGGACCGCCGGAAGGCGGCACCGGUAUCUCCUAUCGUGGUUCGGCUGCCUGGGUGCAAUGGCGCGGGCAGCACUUUCUCACUAUACCUCGUGUGCAAGAUUUAUAAGUACAGCUUGCACUUGCGUGAGAUCGCGCCCGCCCAACGAUGUUCGGUGGACGCCGUGUACGACGAGUGCACUGCAUCCGUGUCCGCUCUCGAGGUGCUCGCCGACUUGCAUUCCCGCCCUGAGGUUGCAGGGGCCGUGACUAUCGGCACGUGCUCGUUCGGGAAGGCCAUCGGCGACUUCACCCCCGUUAGCGACGUGUGCGCGCUGGAGGACGUGCUUGUGGCGCCGCCGAGGCCGCCGAUGCCAGCUGUUGAAGCAGGUCGCGACCUUCCUGCCGCUGGGGACGACUCUGAAGGUGAUGAGGAUGAGGAGGAGGGAGGCGAAGCCGAUGGCGGCGAUGCUGCUGGUGCUGACGAUGAUGAUUAUAUGGCCCACUUGUUAGAAGCAAUAAUGGACGAUGCCGAGUUCGUCGAGCAAGCACGAGCCGCAUCUGGCAUCCAUGCGAAGGAGGAGCGGAGAGCGGUCGACGUCGAUCGCCAGCGAAGUUCGGCAGCGGGACAGAAGCGACAACAGGCGAAGAAGAGGCCGAAGGUGUCCGACCUCGACCUUGCAGCUGCAGUGGCGUCGUCCUUCGGUCCCGAGGCCGACGCCACUGCUGGCCCGUUGGCGCCUCAUGCCUUCGAGGACCUCCACCUUGCACAUGGCCUGGUCGUCGCAGAGAGAUCGACGGCAUCGACGGCGACGACAGGAUCGCAGGAGGCACGUUCGUCGCCGGCCCCUGCGGCCGAGCCUGCUGCCUCUGCCCCCGCGGACCUGGGCCCGCUCCCGCUCGCUGGUUUGGCGCCGGCCGUUGGCCCCGCCCUGUUGUCCGCGACGCUGGCGGCGUGGCAGGACAGCGCCCGCCUGUCGGAGCAGGCGCUGCGCUGGGCCGCUGCCGCGCGCUCUCAGAUGGACGACCUCCUGCUGGUAGCAGCCCGUGACAUGCACCUGUCAAUGAUAGAAGUGGGAGGAUGCGUGCGGCUCGUGAGAUGGAGGACUUUCACUCCGCCUGGGAUUGGCCACCUCGUGGAGCUCAGGAAUGACAAGCCUGUCUGGCUCCCAGAGGUGUCGGCGAGACUCGCCGAGGCGGACUAUUCCGGGGCUCCGAUCGUGCACCCCUGCGCUAUGAAGUACGUCAAGCUCAGGGCAGACAGAGAGGCAGUGCCCCCGAUGGCUUUUCAGAUCCGAAAGAUAUGGGGUGCCUGCAUUGACAUUCGCAGUGGAGCAGACUUACAAGGCGUGCACUGUGCGCUGUGUGAGAGUUCAAUUUCUGGCAUGACUCUAGCAUCGCCCGACGAGGUGGUCGUGCCGUGCCCGUUCUGCUGCCUAGCGUUCCACACGUGUUGCGGCCGCGCGCUAGGCGCGCACGUCCGCGCGUCCUUCCAGCACGCCGCUGCCUCUUCCACUGCCCCUGCUACUGCUCCAGCGCUGCCGGCGCCGCCCGUCGCGGUGCCACACGAACCCCCGCCUGCUGGAAUCAGCAAUGCUAUCUGGCAGGCGCGGCUGUGCCCAGCGUGCACGGCGUGCAUGCGCUGCGCAUGA